CAGGUUGCCGUCAUGUCCCGAUACCUGCGCCCCCCGAACACGUCUCUGUUCGUAAGGAACGUGGCGGACGACACCAGGUCCGAAGAUUUACGAAGAGAAUUUGGUCGUUAUGGUCCCAUAGUUGAUGUGUAUGUUCCACUUGAUUUCUACACGCGCCGUCCAAGAGGAUUUGCUUAUGUUCAAUUUGAGGAUGUCCAUGAUGCCGAAGACGCUUUACAUAAUUUGGACAGAAAGUGGAUUUGUGGACGCCAAAUUGAAAUACAGUUUGCACAGGGGGAUCGAAAGACUCCAAAUCAAAUGAAAGCCAAGGAAGGGAGGAAUGUAUACAGCUCUUCACGCUAUGAUGAUUAUGACAGAUACAGACGUUCUAGAAGCCGGAGUUAUGAAAGAAGAAGAUCAAGAAGCCGGUCCCUUGAUUACAACUAUAGAAGAUCUUAUAGUCCUAGAAACAGUAGACCGGCUGGAAGACCACGGCGUAGCAGAAGCCAUUCCGACAAUGAUAGACCAAACUGCAGCUGGAAUACCCAGUACAGGUCUGCUUACUACACUUCAAGAAAGAUCUGAGAAAGCGGAAAAAGAACCAAAGAAGGGCAGUUCAAGCGACCAAAGGGUGGGUGGAAGGUGCUGCAGUAUGAAUACUGUACGAAUAUUUUGACUCUGGUCUGAAAAGAUAAAAGAAUGUUAUCGAAACUACAUGGAAUACUUGAAGUCCCUUCAAGUUUGAAAUCACCCUGCUUGUGACGAUGUGGGAUGGUAACAUGCCUUCGUGAUAAGAUGCAGUGAGGUGAAUGAUGUAGGCACUGUGAUACAGUGUGCGCU
This is a messenger RNA of Zalophus californianus (California sea lion), 819 nucleotides long. Its product is annotated as serine/arginine-rich splicing factor 10-like. Bases 13 to 564 code for a protein of 183 amino acids. The transcript is spliced from 2 exons. Gene Ontology annotation, molecular function: RNA binding. NCBI's taxonomy places the organism in Eukaryota, Metazoa, Chordata, Mammalia, Carnivora, Otariidae. The record is from RefSeq and is a predicted model, not a curated record.